This is a messenger RNA of Colletotrichum orchidophilum, 1038 nucleotides long. Its product is annotated as nucleoside-diphosphate-sugar epimerase. NCBI's taxonomy places the organism in Eukaryota, Fungi, Ascomycota, Sordariomycetes, Glomerellales, Glomerellaceae. The coding region runs from base 1 to 1038 and encodes 345 amino acids. The transcript is spliced from 5 exons. The record is from RefSeq and is a predicted model, not a curated record.
AUGGUCAACAUCUUCCUGACCGGAGCGACGGGCUACAUCGGAGGCAGCGUCCUCUCACUGCUCGCCAAGUCACACCACAAAUACACCAUCCGUGCGCUCGUCCGCGACAGCGCAAAGGGCAAGAUCCUCACCGGCACCUUCAGCGAGGUCGAGAUCGUCGAAGGCGACCUCGACGACGUCGAUAUCAUCACCCGGGAAGCUUCCAAUGCUGAUGUCGUUGUCCAUUUGGCUGCGUCUGGCCACUUGAAGAGCGUUGAGACCAUACACAAGGCCCUUUCUUCCAAGUCAGCAAGGCAGAAACCAUCGCACUGGAUCCAAAUCUCCGGCGCCAGCGCCCUCGCCGCCGCAGAACUUGCCGACAAGACCCGCAGCCCGGGCUCAGCAAGCGACCUCGUCUUCAACGACCUGGCCGGCAUCGCCGAACUCCGCUCCUUUAUCCAAAAGUACCCGAGCCGCGCCGUCGACAACUACCUCCUGAAAGUCGCAGCCGACGAGCCCAAAGUCAACACGGCGCUGGUGUUCCCACCCAUCAUCUACGGCCGGGGCCUCGGCCCCAUCAGUCAGCGUAGCGUCCAGAUCCCGUCGCUGGCCAAGGCCACGCUGGACCGCGGGCGCGGCGUGCAGGUCGGCAAGGGCCUAAGCCGCUGGGGUAAUGUGCACGUUAAGGAUAUUGCGCAGUUGAUUGCCCGGUUGGUUGAGCGGGCGGCCGAGGGGAAGGGCGAGGAGCAGGUUUGGAAUGAGAACGGGUUGUACCUCACCGGUGUUGGUGAAAUCUCUUUUGGGGAAAUCUCCAAGCUCGUUGCAUCUGCCGCUGCUAAGAAGGGCCUGGUUCCCACGGAUGAGGUGGAGGAGGUUGGUCCCGAAGAAGCAAACCAGGUGCUGCCUCAUGGAACGGUGCUUUUUGGAACAAAUGCUCGGAGCGAGGCGCUUAGGGCCAAGGAGGUUCUGGGCUGGGCGCCGACGGGCGAGAACUUGGAGGCCGAGAUCCCCCAGGCGGUGGCGCGGGAAGCUCCCGAGGGACAGCACAGCAAGCUGUGA